AUGAGCGACAUUCGUCAAAGGAAGCGCCCUCGGGAAGGCGAAGCACCAGAAGGCGAGGGCUCCGGCUCCGUCCCUGAUGCGUCUGCCUCGAAGCUCCAAGAGCAAAUAGAGGGCUACCGCCACGCCCUUGACAAGGCGGUACGUAAGGCCUCUAGCCUUGAAAGAGACGUCCUGUCAACGACCGGAAAAGUCCACGAUUCCCUCGUGCAAGGAAACGAUCUGCAGAUCCAAUGGACCCUCUGGCUGAAGGCCCACAUAACCCUUCUUAAGUCUCGUUGUUGUAAAUGCGACGGCCCUAAGUGGCAAUAUCUUUUCGCUAAAUGCAAACAUGUUAGUUCUACGAUGUGCUACUGUAUUUACUACGCUGAUGGUCUCGGUCUAGAAAGCUUGCGAGAACUGUGUCGAUAA
Molecule: messenger RNA, 408 nt
Organism: Colletotrichum gloeosporioides
Lineage: Eukaryota; Fungi; Ascomycota; Sordariomycetes; Glomerellales; Glomerellaceae
Exons: 1
Coding region: 1-408 (135 amino acids)
Source: RefSeq, a predicted model, not a curated record